AUGGACCAAACAAUGGACCACAAGGGCCAAGCAAUGGACCACAAGGACCAAACAAUGGACUUCAGGGACCAUACGGACCACAAGGACCAGGAGCAUCUGUUGCUUCAGCCGCUGCUUCAGCAAGUUCAACAAGUGGACCAAAUAACAGACAAACCAAUGGACCAUACGAACAAAAUGGGACCAUUUGGACCACAAGGACCAGGAGCAUCUGCUGCUUCAGCCGCUGCUUCAGCAAGUUCAACAAGUGGACCAAAUAACGGACAAAACAAUGGACCAUACGAACAAAAUGGUCCACUCGGACCAAAUGGACCACUAGGACCUAACGGCCCACUUGGACAAAAUGGACCAAAUGGACAAAGCUAUGGACCACUAGGACCAAACGGUCCUCUCGGACCAAAUGGACCACUAGGACAUAACGGCCCACUUGGACAAAAUGGGCCAAACAAUGGACCACAAGGAUUAAACAAUAGGCAAGUAGGUCCAUACGGACCAGAAGCACCAGGAUCUUCAGCUUCUGCAAGUGUUACUGCUACAAGCGGUGGAGAAAUCAUUGUUAUAGAAAGACCCGAAAUAGCCAAAGCAAAUGCUUAUGCUUCAAGUGGGUCAUAUGCACCAAAUAACGGACAAAACAAUGGACCAAGUGUACCGUAUGGACCCCGCGGUUCAAUCGGGCCAAAUGCACCUUUAGGACCAAAUGGACCACUAGGACCCAACGGCCCACUUGGACAAAAUGGACCAAAUGGACUAAGCAAUGGACCACAAGGACCAAAUAAUGGAGCUAGUGGACCAUACGGACCAAUCGGUCCUCUAGGACCAAAUGGACCACUUGGACCCAACGGCCCACUUGGACAAAAUGGGUCAAAUAAUGGACCACAAGGAUCAAACAAUGGACUACAAGGACCAUACGGACAACAAGGACCAGGAGCAUCUGCUGCUUCAGCCACUGCUUCAGCAAGUUCAACAAGUGGACCAAAUAACGGACAAAACAAUGGACCAUACGAACAAAAUGGUCCGCUCGGACCAAAUGGUCCACUCGGUCCAAAUGGACCUCUAGGACCAAAUGGACCACUAGGACCUAACGGCCCACUUGGACAAAAUGGACCAAAUAGACAAAGCAAGGGACCACAAGGACCAAGCUUUGGACCACAAGGACCAAACAAUGGACUUCAGGGACCAUACGGGCCACAAGGACCAGGAGCAUCUGUUGCUUCAGCCGCUGCUUCAGCAAGUUCAACAAGUGGACCAAAUAACGGACAAAACAAUGGACCAUACGAACAAAAUGGUCCACUCGGACCAAAUGGACCUCUAGGACCAAAUGGACCACUAGGACCUAACGGCCCACUUGGACAAAAUUGGUCAAAUAAUGGACCACAAGGACCAAAUAAUGGACCACAAGGGCCAAGCAAUAGACCACAAGGACCUAGCAAUGGACCACAAGGAUCAAACAAUGGACUGCAGGUACCAUACGGACCACAAAUACCAGGAGCUGCCACUGCCGCCGCUGGUGCUGCCGCCUCGAGCGGACCAUACGGUUCUAACGCUUCUGCCGGAACUUCAGUAGGAUCCUCUUCGUAUGCUCCAUAUGGAUGGACAGGAGUCCGCAAGGCUUGCGUCCUCACCCGCAGACAGUUUGUUGUCAAGAUUGGCACCCGCCGCAACCGUUGCACCACUUGCAACUAAUUUUUCUAGCAAUCGUUUCCUUUUUACUUUUUUAUCUUUCUUAUAGUUUUUCAAUGGAUACAUCUUUAUUUUCUUUGUGUUAAAUAAAGUCUGGCAUAUAA
Pectinophora gossypiella (pink bollworm) is the source of this 1781-nucleotide messenger RNA. Its product is annotated as collagen alpha-2(I) chain-like. The coding region runs from base 1 to 1680 and encodes 559 amino acids. The transcript is spliced from 3 exons. The record is from RefSeq and is a predicted model, not a curated record. Lineage: Eukaryota; Metazoa; Arthropoda; Insecta; Lepidoptera; Gelechiidae.